AACUUCAAGCUUUUUCAUCAUCAAUGGCGAAAACAAAAUCCAAAAGAAAAGCUUACUCCAUUUCUCUCAGAUAGAAGUGAAAAAUAUAUAUUCAAAUUUUGUUCAUUCAUACAGAGGAAUCUAUGCAUAUGUGUAGUAGUAUUUAUAGUAUAGUGAGAGAAAGUGAAUAGGAAGAGAGAGGGAGCUCGCAGUUUAGUUGUUGAAGUUUUUUUUUUUUUGAUUUGGUGUUGGAAGGAUUUUUUAAUGUCAGAAGUCAACGAGUCGUCGUCGUCAUGGAGAGAAGGUACAGGUAGUGUAGUCGGUGAUACUGAAAUUCGGUAUAAUUCGAGGUAUUCGGCAGUGGGAGGUGGUUACGGAGGUGGGCCGGCGGGGGUGGAGGUGAAAGGUAAGGAUGGUGAGAACUGGAAAUUUCAUGCGGUGGAGUUUGCUAAAGGAUUUGCGGAGAUGAGUGUGGAGUUUGGGAAGGGAGUGAGGGAUGUGUUGAAGCAGAGUGUGAUUAGAGAGGAUUCGAUACUUGUGAGGAAAGUUGGACCGCUAUGUUGUAAAGUUUGCCGGAGAUUGAGUUUUUUGAAUGAAUAUUUGCCGGAAGAUCGCGAUCCGGCACAUGCUUGGAGUGUGAUAUUUUUUGUUCUUUUUCUUGCUUCUGCAGUGCUUAUUGCAAGUAAUGAUAAUAUAUAUCCAACUACAUCGGUCAAGAAAGUGUGUAUACAUCCUCCAAGUGCUAGUCGAAUUUCGCUCCCAGACGGUAGACAUUUGGCUUAUCAGCAGCAGGGUGUUCCUGCUGAGCUGGCUAGAUUUUCUAUGAUUGCUCCGCAUUCUUUCGUCUCGUCCCGGCUUGCAGGAAUACCUGGCAUUAAGACUUCUCUACUGCAAGAAUAUGGUAUUCGCUUGGUAACGUAUGAUCUUCCAGGAUUUGGAGAAAGUGAUCCUCAUCCUUCCAGGAACCUUGAGUCAUCAGCCAUGGAUAUGCUACACUUAUCCUAUGCUGUCAAUGUUACUGACAAAUUCUGGGUGGUGGGAUUCUCAGAUGGAUGCAUGCAUGCUUGGGCCGCCCUUAGAUACAUCCCUGACAGGAUUGCAGGUGCCGUCAUGGUCGCUCCAAUGAUUAGUCCAUAUGAACCAAGAAUGACCAAGGAGGAGAAGAGUAAAAUGUGGAAGAAAUGGACAACAAAGAAGAAAAACAUGUAUAUAUUAGCUAGGAAGUUUCCAAGACUACUUCCUUACUUUUACCGAAGAAGCUUCCUUAGUGGAGUCCAUGGCCAGAUCGAAACAACGCUUGCCUUGUCUCUUGCAAUAAGAGAUAAAGCUUUGCUGGAGCAUCCAUUGUUUGAAAAGUUCUGGCAGAGAGAUGUAGAAGAAUCUGUUCGACAAAAGAAUGCAAAACCAUUUGUAGAGGAAGCUGUCUUACAGGUUUCAAAUUGGGGUUUUAGCCCUGCAGACCUCAAAGUGCAGAGGAAACGCCCUGGAAAGGGUAUUAUGCAUUGGAUUAAAUCUCUAUUUGGUCAAACAGAAGAAAUCUUGACUGGAUUCCUUGGUCAAAUACAUGUAUGGCAGGGGAUGGAAGAUAUGGUGGUACCGCCAUCCACAAGUGAUUUCUUGCAGCGAGUCCUACCAGAUGCAAUGGUACAUAGGCUCUUAUACGAGGGUCAUUUUACUUAUUUUUACUUUUGCGAUGAAUGCCAUAGACACAUAUUCAGCACUGUUUUUGGAAAUCCUCAAGGACCUUUUACCCCAGAACCAGAACCAGAACCAGAUCAAUCUCCCAUCCAAAAUGAUGACGGAGAGACCCAAGAUACUAUUCUGGGUGAUGUUGCCACUGAUGAAGAAAAUGUAUCUAGUGUAGUUAAUCCUGAUAAAGAGGACUACAUCGACUAGCUUGGUCGCGAAGAUCGUCCAACUGUCCAUUAUCUAUAUGGACAUUGUAGUUCCUUCCUAGCUUUGUGAAUAAUACGAAGCAUAGAUUACCUAGGAGGAAAUAGUUACAGGAAAGAUCAGUUUUUAAUACAAUUUUAUGUAGUGUCUGAUCUACUGUUACAAGAUCACAGCUAUUAAGCUGAGUCUCUCAUUAUAUUUUGAUUAGGCUGGGUUCUGUUUACAUUUACAUAUUUUUCAUUUUUAUUUCUCCUUUUUAACAUUUUUAUAUUAAAAAUGUCCAAGAAAGUUUGGAAUAAAAGACAUUAUUUCCACUGUUCCUAA
Solanum tuberosum (potato) is the source of this 2196-nucleotide messenger RNA. RefSeq lists its product as uncharacterized. Lineage: Eukaryota; Viridiplantae; Streptophyta; Magnoliopsida; Solanales; Solanaceae. The transcript is spliced from 6 exons. Bases 244 to 1875 code for a protein of 543 amino acids. The record is from RefSeq and is a predicted model, not a curated record.